This is a messenger RNA of Anneissia japonica, 2119 nucleotides long. Its product is annotated as hsp70-binding protein 1-like. The record is from RefSeq and is a predicted model, not a curated record. NCBI's taxonomy places the organism in Eukaryota, Metazoa, Echinodermata, Crinoidea, Comatulida, Comatulidae. The transcript has 7 exons. The coding region runs from base 203 to 1162 and encodes 319 amino acids.
CGCUCGAAUUGACUGGUUCCCCUCCAGCCAAUAGCACAAUUGAUUUUUUUUCACCGUGGUCACACUGGGUCAACUUGUUCAUCAACAAACAACAUGGUGUGAGUAGUAAGUCGAACUUUUGAGAAGAUUCUCGUCAUUUCAAACGAAAAUAUUAAAUAAUAUAACUAAAGGCCAGCAGGGCCCAGGAUAGAUACCGUAAACCAUGACUUCAAGGAGAGAUCGAGGGCAACAACCUAACAAUUUAUCUGGUGUGCUACAGCUUGCAGUUGAAAAUACAGUCCCAGGAGAUGUACCAAAUGAGAGGGAAGAAAUGUCAGAAGAGAGAACAGAGUUUUUGAGAAAUGUUUUCAACGAUCUAUAUUGUGAUGAAGCGAAAGAAAUGAAGAAAACUGUUGAUAACAUUAAACCAUUACUUGGCAGUGCGGAUGAAAAUGAUACUACUGUGAAAGUAGCGUGUUUAGAGCAACUACAAGAAUUGUGCCAAACCAUCGACAAUGCAAGUGAUUUUCAUAAGAUUGGUGGAACUGAAAUUCUAAAAGACCUACUAGCAGACCCCAACUCAGAAGUACAAUGGAACACAGCAGAAUUGAUCGCCAUGGUAUCACAAAACAAUCCCUAUAGCCAAACUGUGCUUCUUAACCACAAAAUUAUGCCACUAUUGUUCAAGCUGGUAGACAGAGAUGAGGCCAGCAUUGUCAAGAUCAAAGCCCUCUAUGCACUCUCAUGUAUGGUACGAGAUCAUAAGCAGUGUUUAGAGGAGUUCAGUGAACUUGACGGAUUUUCUUACCUUGUACGAGCAAUGCAAGGAAGUUUAACAAAGCUACGCAUCAAGGCGUCAUUCCUCCUCAACGCGAUACUCAGAAUGGAUCCAAAACACAAAGAUGUGGUACAGAAGAUGGGCGUGGUAGAACAGCUGGUCAGGAUGCUGCAGACUGAGCAUGACAACACACAUGAGUAUUUGAUGCUGACCUUGUUGACCCUGGUUCAAGAUCAUGAGCCUGCCCAAUCAGAUGCAAGAACACCAGAUUUAAAUUUACAUAAACUUUUGAAGGAUAGACAAAAGAUGUUAAAAGGAAAAGAAGAAUUUCAGGAAGAAUUGGAGUACAGUACUGAACUUUUUAAACUUUUAUUUAGCACAGAAAAAGUAUGUGUUGACAGAUAGCCAAUGUGAAGGACUGAAUACAAUUUAACAAUAUUAUAGUCAACCAGGUCUACGUACAGUAUCAUGGCAAAACAAAGACAGCUCCAGUAAGUUUGUUUUGGCAGGAGCCCUCUACAGACAUAUAUACAAGAUUGAUGAAAAAUGCAGUUUUGUUUUUUAAUUCAUUGCUACUCCCACCAUCUGUUGGAAUAUUUCAAGGCUGCCUGGCCCACUUUUGAAAUACCCAGAGACUCGCUACAUUUGAAUGUCUCAGCAGAUGUGAUUCUAUGGAGAACACAACAUUAGACGAUUUUAAUGACAAUUUUUUCAAACUGCCACCAACAAUCAACAGACAGUAUCUCAUUGCCUAGCACGCACAGGGAGCAGAGUCGUACAUCAGUCAUAUACCCGGCUUUAGACGAAAGUCAAUCAAUAAUAGUAUUAAGCCGAGUUGUUGCACCAAUUGUAGUUCAGAUCCCUUGCUGUGAAUUUGGUUUUAUCUGUGCUUGUCUCCCUUCACCCAGGAUUCCAAAGCUGGAAGAAGCUACUAGUGGGAGCUUUCUAAACAAAUCUUAUUGUAUUUCGUUGCACAUGGUGAUGCCCUUGGCUAGCUAACUUAAAAAAACAAAAAGUACUGUAAUACAGGUAAGACCCUGUGGGAGAACAGCAGAUAUGCUACUGAACAGAUUUUCCCAGUGUAAAGAAGAAAUAAAAAUAAAGAAAGAAAUGAUCUGCAAUUGAGAAGUCUUGCUAAUGUAGAAAGGGUAGGCCUAAAAAAUAAAUAUUUUUCUGGCAAGAAACUACUAGCUUUGGUCUAUUUUUCACGUCUCUAAAAUGUGCUCUGUUUAUAAAUGCUUAUAUCAGCAGACAUUCCAGGGGCUUCCAUCAAGAAUUUAAAUGAUGAAGUUACAAAUAAAAAUGCUGUAUAACGUUUCACGCUAAUGACGAUGUAUGUAACAAUAUAAAAGAUAUAGAAUA